Molecule: messenger RNA, 2913 nt
Organism: Monascus purpureus
Lineage: Eukaryota; Fungi; Ascomycota; Eurotiomycetes; Eurotiales; Aspergillaceae
Source: the annotation of a GenBank genome assembly
CUGGAUCGUCAGUCACAUUGGUGCUGUGAUUUCCUCGUUGCCAUUCGCAUUCGAUUAGACGAGACUGCUGGUUCGGUCUCGCGUCCAUUUAUACACCCGCUCGUUUCCUCUUCGCUGUGCGCAGAGCAAAGGCCAUUGCAUAUCGGCUUGAGACCCGGUCACUCCCAUUCCCUCUGCCCAAUGCCUGUCCCCAGCAAGAAAUCCGUCGUGGUCAAGGCGGACAAGGCCGCCGCUUCGUCGAGGCCCUCGACAAGGGAGAAGGCCGAGCCUUCCCACGCAAAGAAGAAGAUAACAAAGCACAAGCGGUCGCGCUCUGGUGAGUAUGAUGGUCUUCUGCAAGGAUAUACCCUGGCCCUCCGGCGCUGAACCAUGCCCUCUCGCCCGUAUCUAGGUUGCUUUACAUGCCGCCUCCGCAGGAAGAAAUGCGACGAGAAACAUCCAUCGUGCACAGCCUGUCUGAAUCUUUGCGUGCAAUGUGAAUACAAGCGGCCCAUGUGGUGGGGGAUCGCUGAGCAGCGCAAAAUCCAAAAGGAACAGAUCAAGAGCCGGAUCAAACAGACGAAGAUGGAGGAGAGGCGUGGCCUGCAUCCAGAGCGCAAAUAUGACCCGUAUGAUGCUUCUGUGUCCCCCGAUUUCAGUCGCGCUGGUUUCCCGGGGCAUUUCGAUAUCUUUCCCUCUCACAUCCCCGCGCCGCAUCUGGGCUAUGUUUCCUAUGCGCCGUAUGAGGUUGAUGUCAAGACCGAGCGCCAUACUUUCGUGAACGACGUGCCCAUGCGGCAUGACUCCACAGUCUCGACAUUUAGCACGUUUGCGCCGCCGCACUUCGACGCGCCUCUGCCCACCUUCCCGGAGGACCACUUGUUUUGCGACGAGGAUUUUGUUCCAGUGGCCGGUUUGGGUGACGUUGACCGCGUGGGUGGAGUGGAUCCGACGCCGAUUGAUCCUGCCAUUGCGCAGACGACGUCGACAAUCCAGGCCAGCGUCGACGUGAGCGACCAGGAUCAGCACCUCCUCGACCACUUCGUUUGCGAUGUCUCGCGCCUGGUCUUCCCCGUCCUGAACCUCUAUCAGCACGGGCAUACGCGCAACCAGAUGAUACUGCGCGCGCUGGAGACCAACAAGUGCUACCUCCAUUGCUGUCUCAGCAUUGCUGCCAUCCACCUCAAGACGACCAAGGGGCUGGUUGGGGAGCAGAUCGACGGCGACAUUAUGCGGCAUCGCUACGAAGCGAUCUCCCGGCUCUGCGAGGCCCUGGGCCAAGAUACCAAGCACGAAGAGAUCCUCGAUGCCGCUCUCGCCAUGAUCCUGUUCCAAUGCUCCGUCGGCCCUUCCGAUGACUACCUCCCCGAUAUCCCCUGGUUCGACCACUUCCAAGCCGUCUCGAACCUGGUGACCAAGCUCGAUCUCCCCAGCGCGGAGCUCAACAGCAGCAAUCCAUAUACAUUACCGCCAUUCAGCAUGACUCUGACCUCGUGGAUUGACAUUCUCGGCUCCACGAUGAUCGGGAAGACGCCGCAGUUCGCCCACGUCUACCGCUCCAAGCACAUGCAGGGUGCAGCGUCCGGCCUCCGCGAGCUCACCGGCUGCGACGACCGCGUCAUGUAUCUGAUCUCCGAGAUUGCAUGCCUAGACGCCCUGAAGAGCGAAGGCCGCAUCGAUGACAUGACUGUCUGCAGCCAUGUUUCCGCACUGGGACAGCAGCUGGAGUUCACCGAACCCUCCGACACGACAUUGGAGAGCCCUUACUCCCUGACCGAGAAUGCCAUCCGCCCAGACAUCCUGACCAAGAACAUGACCACCGUCUUCCGCAUCGCGGCCCGGAUCUACCUCUGCAGCCUCGUCCCGGGGUUUGACCGGUACCAGUUGAGCAGUCUCAACCUCAUUUCCGCAAUGGCAGACACCCUCCAGUGCAUCCCGUCCGGUCCCAACGGGUUUGACCGCUCCCUGGUCUGGCCGUUAUUCAUCACCGGCGUCUUCUCGACCCCUUGCUGCCACUUCCGCACCGUCCUGGCUGACCGAGCGGCUUCGCUGGGCGACCACGCAGAUCUCGGCAGCUUUGGGCGGAUGUAUCGCCUUCUCGAGGAGCUCUGGAGACUGAACGACAAGCCGGCAUCUGCGGAUUUGCUCACCCGGUCUUCGGGUUCACCUGAGAUCUCCCCGUCAGGAAGUCCGACCCCCAAGCAUGAACGACAUUCCUCUUUGGAAAGCACGACAUCCUCUGACUGGUCACAGAGAGCCAGGAGGCCAAACAUCCACUGGCGUGAUGUCAUGCAACAAAACGGCUGGCACUAUCUUUUGAUCUAAUGUUUUCCCGGAGGAGCUAUUCUGUCUUUCCCAGUAUCAUAUUCUAUGCGUAAGGCCUGGUGUCCACAGUGACUGACGAUCCAUUUACAUACAUACCCCAUGUACGCUGUACGCUGUACCAUUGUAACUCGGUUUUCUGUUUCUUCUUCUUCGUCUUGAUAUUUACCGCCGAUACGUGUGCAUCUAUCUAGGCUUUCUGGGAAAGUUUUCGAUGCCACUUCGCUUUUGUCCUGCCGGGCAGGGAUAGCCAUUACUUGUGCUUUAUACGCAUUGCACUUGGUUUUCUUUUCUUCUUCCUCUUUCUAUUUUAUUUUAACUUACCCUUCGCUGCAUUGCACAUGGAAACUAGGCGCAGGAUAUACCCGUUCACUAGCGAUUGGGAUGCCAGGUGGACUUCAUUCAUUAUAUUUCUCUAUCUUCGGUAUUCCUGCAACUUACCCAUCCGUGGUUACUUACGGGCUUUGAUUCUUUGUCGCAAGCAUAGGGAUGGAGAUUGGUGGCUAUGGUUGACAGAAAACCUCGAUGUUGACUUUGUUAAUUGAUGCAUCUGUAUCGAGUAGCUAGCUACACAUUUCAACCCGAAUAAACGAAAAUGAAACCUACGCUUUC